CUUAUCACAUAAAACAAACCAAUACUACAUUACUACGUCAUUCCUAGGUAGCAUCGUUCAAGGUUGUCUGAAACUCUGAAUGGCGAGGAAGAAGAUCAGAGAGUACCACUCCAAGAAGCUCCUCAAAGAGCACCUCAAACGCCUCGCCUCCAUCGACCUUGACAUCAAAUCCGCUCAGGUCACUGAAUCAACGGAUUUUGCUGAGUUGACUAACCAGCAUCCAUGGCUUUCAUCCACCAAACUGGUUGUCAAGCCAGACAUGCUGUUCGGGAAGCGUGGGAAAAGUGGCUUAGUAGCUCUCAAUUUAGAUGUUGCCCAAGUUGCUGAAUUUGUCAAAGAACGCCUUGGCGUUGAGGUUGAGAUGGGUGGUUGCAAAGCACCUAUAACUACGUUUAUUGUUGAGCCCUUUGUUCCUCAUGAGCUAGAGUUUUAUCUGUCUGUUGUUUCUGAAAGGUUGGGCUCUACCAUCAGCUUCUCAGAAUGUGGGGGCAUAGAAAUUGAAGAGAACUGGGAUAAGGUUAAAACUAUAUUCCUUCCAACAGAGAAACCUAUGACUUUGGAGGCAUGUGCGCCCUUGAUUGCUACUCUUCCCUUGGAGGUUCGGGGGAAAAUUGGCGAUUUCAUAAUGGGUGUGUUUGCUGUCUUUCAAGAUCUGGACUUCAGUUUUCUAGAGAUGAAUCCAUUUACACUAGUGGAUGAGAAGCCAUAUCCACUGGACAUGAGAGGGGAAUUGGAUGACACGGCUGCAUUCAAAAACUUCAACAAGUGGGGUGAUAUAGAGUUUCCAUUGCCUUUUGGAAGAGUUCUAAGCCCUACAGAAAGCUUCAUUCAUUCCUUGGAUGACAAGACAAGUGCAUCUUUGAAAUUUACUGUAUUGAAUCCAAAAGGACGCAUCUGGACAAUGGUGGCUGGAGGUGGUGCAAGUGUAAUUUAUGCUGAUACUGUUGGAGAUUUAGGCUAUGCAUCCGAGCUUGGCAACUAUGCUGAGUAUAGUGGAGCUCCAAAUGAGGAGGAAGUGUUGCAGUAUGCAAGAGUCGUAAUAGAUUGUGCUACUGCAGAUCCUGAUGGCCGUAAAAGAGCCCUUCUUAUUGGAGGUGGCAUCGCAAACUUCACUGAUGUUGCUGCCACAUUCAGUGGGAUUAUUCGAGCCCUGAAAGAGAAGGAAUCAAAGCUUAAAGCAGCAAGAAUGCACAUCUUUGUCAGAAGAGGUGGUCCAAAUUAUCAGACUGGUUUGGCAAAGAUGCGUGCAUUGGGGGAGGAAUUGGGAGUACCAAUUGAGGUUUAUGGGCCGGAGGCCACAAUGACUGGCAUCUGCAAGCAAGCUAUUGAUUGCAUCAUGUCUGAAGCAUAGCAGAGUCCUUUCUGUCACCAGCAUCAUCAUUUUGCAUUCCAGAGACUUAUUUGAUGUUUUGAUGGAUGUAAGUUUGUAUCUAGGAGACGAGGAGUAAGAUUGAAGGCAAGAGGAUAUGAAUGUUGCAAGCCUGAACUUCUUUUCUUCUUUUCUUCCUGUUGUUAUUUUGACCAAAACGUUACUUGAAAAUAUAUGUGAAAAAUGUAUUUUUUUUUAUACAA
Lotus japonicus is the source of this 1572-nucleotide messenger RNA. RefSeq names its product ATP-citrate synthase alpha chain protein 2. The transcript is spliced from 12 exons. Lineage: Eukaryota; Viridiplantae; Streptophyta; Magnoliopsida; Fabales; Fabaceae. Gene Ontology annotation, molecular function: succinate-CoA ligase (ADP-forming) activity. Gene Ontology annotation, biological process: tricarboxylic acid cycle; succinyl-CoA metabolic process. Gene Ontology annotation, cellular component: succinate-CoA ligase complex. The record is from RefSeq and is a predicted model, not a curated record. Bases 80 to 1351 code for a protein of 423 amino acids.